AUGCAGUGUAAAAUUAAUGAAACUGAUCUAAGGACAGACAAGAAGCUACAAAGUGGUUUUUCUUUUGAAAUUAUCAUGACAAAGCUGCAAGUCCUCGAGUACGACAUGAUGCAAAAGGAUCAACAAAGCAAGGAGAUGAUCAAUUCUCUAUCGUUGAAUGUAGCAAAUUUGUUAAAGUCCGUUGAACUGCUCGCCGGACUGGCACAGCCUUUGCUCAGUGGAAUACGUGGAAGUAACUACACAUCGUGCAAAAUGCGACCUUUACUCGACUCUGGAGUGUAUCAAAUUCAGCCCGAGAAACCGUUCAAGGAGCCGAUGACCGUGUUGUGCGAUCAAAAGUACGAGUCCGGUGGAUGGACCGUUAUUCUAAACCGGUUCGACGGGUCGGUGAAUUUUUACCGAGGCUGGCAGGAGUAUAAGAAUGGUUUCGGUACCUUAGAAGGCGAGUUCUGGUUGGGCUUGGAUCGCAUCCAUCAGCUGACCGCGUCGAAACCACACGAACUAGUGGUGCUGCUGGAAGACUACGAUGGAAAUAAAACAAACGCAAAGUACGAUCGCUUUGAGAUUGGAGACGAGAGCCAAAAGUAUGUGUUAAAGUCGCUCGGAGGGUAUUUGGGAACGGCUGGUAAUGCGAUGAACGAUCUGGUAGGAAUGAAGUUUACAACACUUGAUGCCGAUAACGACGCGUGGAACAAGAACUGCGCUGUUUCAUUCACUGGUGCAUGGUGGUAUAAAGACUGCCAUAGGAGCAAUCUCAAUGGAAAAUAUUUACGCGGAGAAACAAAAGAGUUCGCUACGGGCAUGGUAUGGCAGCCUUUUCGUGGAUAUCAUCAUUCUCUGAAAACAGCGAAAAUGAUGAUCAGGCCGUUAAAUUGA
This is a messenger RNA of Anopheles coustani, 876 nucleotides long. RefSeq names its product ficolin-2-like. Lineage: Eukaryota; Metazoa; Arthropoda; Insecta; Diptera; Culicidae. The transcript has 2 exons. The record is from RefSeq and is a predicted model, not a curated record. Bases 1 to 876 code for a protein of 291 amino acids.